Durio zibethinus is the source of this 3487-nucleotide messenger RNA. RefSeq lists its product as uncharacterized. The record is from RefSeq and is a predicted model, not a curated record. Gene Ontology annotation, biological process: protein transport. Lineage: Eukaryota; Viridiplantae; Streptophyta; Magnoliopsida; Malvales; Malvaceae.
UGUAAAUGAUCAGUGUCCAAAUAACUGAAUAAUAAUGGCAGUAAGUAAAAUUCCUUCCCUUUUCUUCGCCUAUAUAUGAGGCUUGAUACUGUCUUGCCAAGUGUUGUGAUUAAGGGAGUGGUGGGGGCAGUUUUUCCAAGAGACUAGAACUGUCUGGUGCCACUUCCUUCGUUUUUCAAACCCACUCGUAAAUAUAACACCAAUCAAAAGGAAGCCCGACUAUCAAGCCCUCUUCGUUCAGUUGCUCUCAGCUUUCGUUCCCCACUUUUCUCCUCCCAAUUCCCAUGGCUAGAACACAAAGGAUGACACCGUUUUCAAGUUCUAUCUAAUCCUGUUGAAUCAUGAAGCUGAAACUCAAGCUUUAGUUUAGAGGUUGCACUGUCACUGCUGAAGCUAGAAGAACACGAUAUACUUUGAAGCAUGUUUGAUAUCUUUUUCGGGUGGAGAAAAGCUUCAAAAUGUAAAAAGCUGAUCAAGCGUGUUCAGUGCCGUCUGAAGCUGCUAAAGAACAAAAGGCAUACAAUAGCGAAACAGCUGCGGGAGGAUGUGGCAGAGCUCAUCAAACUUGGAUAUGAAGAAACUGCCUUUAACCGGGCUGAACAGCUGCUUAAAGAUGAAAGCAUGAUCGCAGUCUAUGACAUGCUGGAUCAUUUCUGUGAAUUUGUCAACAUUCAACUAUCAUAUAUCCGCAGACACAAGGACUGCCCUAACGAUAUCAACGAAGCAGUUUCAAGCCUGAUAUUCGCCUCUGCAAGAUGUGCAGAUCUUCCUGAGCUUUCUGCAAUUCGGAAGCUCUUUGGGGAGCGUUAUGGUCAGAGGUUUGCAACAGCUGCUGUUGAAUUACUUCCUGGGAAUCUGGUGAACCGUGAGAUAAAAGAAAAGCUGUCCAUAAAAUCUGUUUCAGAUGAUGUGAAGUAUAGAUUGAUUGAUGAAAUAGCUCGAGAUUACCGCCUACAACCUGAAAUUUUGGCACUUGAAUACAUUCCGGAAAUGCAACGACAGGUAAAGGAAACUAGUGGAGAUAAAGAAAUGGACAGAAAUAAAAGAAAAACUGAAGGACCCCCCCAAAUGCGGAAUUCAGAUUCUAGUGAAAUCGAAGGAAAAUCUGUGCAAGUUGAUCCAUUGGCAAUGAGUGCGAGUCUUUUGAUCAGCCAAUGUCAGUCUUACUCCUAUCCUAAUUCUGAUGCAAUUUGUACUUCCCUUAGUUCUUCUCAACGACCUUCACCAGAUAAGAUGGAGAUAGAGUCGCCAGAUCAGAUAAAAGCACGCCAAAUGGAUUCUCCAUUUCAAUUGACAGCAGAUUCUCCGGGUGGUGGAGAAAGCCAGAGCAUCAGCUGGAUUUGUACGACAACUUUCAAACAAACGGAUGAAAGAAUAAAAGCACCAUCUUCCUCAGAAAGUUUGCCUCAGUUUUCUGAGGAAGUAGUUGUCUAUCUUGAUGACAUAGAGGAGUUACAAUCUUCCCAGAGAAAAGGAGACUGCCAGGAUCAGAGACUAUUCAAGUUCAAGUCACCCAUCAUGCCUGAGAGAGGAGCAGUUGUCUAUGGCACUGACGGUUAUGAUGAAAAUUUUAUGGAUCAUGAAGUACAGGAUGAGAAGUCAAGCUCAAAGACCUUUAGUAAGAGUAGCAAUUCAAAUGGAAAAAAAUCAAGGCGGAGGUCAUUCUCUCUUGAAACUUCAAGCAUGAAGGAUACCGCCCACGAAAUUUAUUAUGAGAAGCCGUGCAAGAGUUCUUCAAAUCACUAUAGAAAGCUCCAGAAGAAGACAACAGUAGCAGAAAGUAAAGUAUCAACUUGUGAGCUGAAGAGACCGAAGCAACCUUGCUGCAUUGGAUUGGGGGCCGACAUUCAGGCUAAUAAUUUCAAAUAUAAUACUACGAGAUCAUCCUGCGACUGCAGCUUCAACAGUGAAGUAAACACCUCCAGCUUGGAAAAUCAAGGUUAUAUUUGUACUUUUGAUGACAGGGAAGAAAAGUUUCCUCCAAGAAAUGGAAAGAGAGGGCUCAGAAACUCAGGGCAGUUUCCAAUUUGUGAUGUAGAAGAAAAUUUGGAUGACAAGUUUUGCCAUAGCCAAUGUUCUUCAAAUGGAGCAUCUAAUGACGAAACUGGGCGUAUUACAAUGAAAGAGAGUACUCUUACGCAGAAUCUGAGGAUAAGAAGCUACGACAAUGGUGCAAAUGUGUAUGAACUUUUCACCUUGCCUAAAAUACAAAAGGAGAAAACCACAGGGAAAGUGAAGGAAUCUGACGCUGGUAGUCAUGUUUCUUGUAACAGUUCCUUCCCUAGUGUGGUUAGUUCCCAGACAAGAAAUGAAAUAGCUCCUUAUUCGAGGGCCAUGACAAUGCCCCAAGAAAGGCCUAGAGAGAUUCACAGGUACAGCAAUCUGCGAUCGAAUUCAUUGUCUUUUCACAACCCUAAUCACGUCCAUCCUAAGCUGCCAGAGUAUGAUGACAUAGCAGCUAAAUUUAUAGCUCUCAAGAAGGAGCAUCUGCUGCAUAAGCAGUGAUGAAGAAACCAACAAUAACAUUGGCAUGCACAGCGCACAAGACUAGUUAUUUUUUUGUUCUCCUUUGAAGGUUCUCUUGUAUUCUUCUAUCCUCCAGUUAUAUUAUACGAUCAUAUGGAGAAUUAUCUGUUUCGAUUACAAGUUUUCAACCUGGAAACAGUCAUUUGUUCUUAGAGUAGGGUGCAAGUACUGAGAAUGAAGCUAAUAAUUUGUCAAAUUUAGUCGAUUUAUCAGGCAUUGCAUUCAAUAUUACGCUAUACACAGCAGUCGUCGCUUGUCAACUGGCUGGCACUAUAUUUGGGCUUUCCUGGAUUGAGUCCAACUUGCCCAUAACUCAAGUUGAUAGAAUCCAAUCCAAUAAAAAUAAAGGGUAGUGCAAUAUGUUUGGGAAAGAUAUUUAACAUUACUGAAUCGGCGGCUACGAUCCCAUCCUGUUUUCGAGUCCAAGGAUAAUUGCACCCCACCACACCAAUGAAGAGAGAAUUACAUUUGUUUUUUUGUUAAAAAGGCCUUGGACAAUUCAGUGGUCACAUUUGUCACAUUUGUCACAUCAAAACAAAACCCUAAAACUUGAAGUUAUGCAUUGCUCCAAUCAACAAAAUACAAGUAAUUGCUCCAAGUCAGGUACGAAAUCACUAAGAUUCCAUUACUCCUCUUUCUUUAAGGACAGCUUUCUACAUAUUUCUAUCCUUUUGACUCAGUCAUAUAGUGCGAGACUUUACUAACUUUUUAAUAUUUGAGAAUAAGAAAAGGAUUCAUUAAUCAAACAAAAAAAUGUUUCAUAAGAUGGGUCAACUUCACCCACUUAGUGCAGAUCUUUUAUUGGAAAAUGCAUACAUGAUCUCUUAUUUAUAUCUAGCUGGGCAUACCAAACAGUUCUAUCAUGUAGACUUGCCACCUCUUUGUUUUAAGCUCAUGGAGCACACUCAAGUAUGAAAAUGCAGACAUCCUAUUUUAAAAAAAAGUACAAAAAAUGCUGACA